Messenger RNA from Hyaena hyaena (striped hyena), 1334 nucleotides. It is a transcript of the gene SAC3D1, whose product is annotated as SAC3 domain containing 1. Lineage: Eukaryota; Metazoa; Chordata; Mammalia; Carnivora; Hyaenidae. The transcript has 2 exons. Gene Ontology annotation, biological process: centrosome duplication; spindle assembly. The record is from RefSeq and is a predicted model, not a curated record. Gene Ontology annotation, cellular component: spindle; nucleus; centrosome. The coding region runs from base 158 to 1231 and encodes 357 amino acids.
GAUUCUUGGCCCAGGGCGGGGAGGCGGGGCCCAGCCAGGGUCUACCUGCUCCGCCGCCAGUCACCGCCGGCCUCCGCCGGCCCUCGGGUAGAAUGGAUCGAGUGGCUGCCGCGGUCCCCGGGAUGCUGAGAGCUUGUCCUUUCCCCUCAGCCCACCCAUGUCCGGCUGCAAGCUGCCGGUGGGCACGUGCCCGGACAUGUGCCCGGCCGCCGAGCGCGCUCAGCGCGAAAAGGAGCGCCGCCUGCACCGCUUCGAGGUGGCGCCGGGGUGCCGCGGCGACCGGCCCCGCGCGGACCCGCAGCGCGCCGUGAAGGAGUACAGGCGGCCGGCCGCCGGCAAGGCCCGGCCCCCGCCCAGCCAGCUGCGUCCGCCGUCCGUGCUGCUGGCCACCGUGCGCUACCUGGCCGGCGAGGUGGCCGAGCGCGCCGACGCAUCCAGCGCCGAGGUGGCCAGCUUCGUGGCGGACCGGCUGCGCGCCGUGCGGCUGGACCUGGCCCUGCAGGGCGCGGGCGACGCCGAGGCGGCGGUGGUGCUGGAGGCGGCGCUGGCUGUGCUGCUGGCCGUGGUGGCGCGGCUGGGGCCCGACGCCGUGCGCGGGCCGGCGGACCCGGUGCUGCUGCAGGCCCAGGUGCAGGAAGGCUUCGGGUCUCUGCGGCGCUGCUACGCUCAGAGCGCCGGCCCGCAUCCCCGCCAGGCGGCCUUCCAGGGCCUCUUUCUGCUCUAUAACCUGGGCUCCGUGGAGGCCCUUCACGAGGUUCUGCAGCUACCGGCUGCCCUGCGUUCCUGCCCGGCCCUGCGCAGGGCUCUGGCUGUGAACUCGGCCUUUCGCGAAGGCAACACCGCGCGCCUGUUCCGCCUGCUCCGGAUCCUGCCUUAUCUGCAAAGCUGCGCCGUGCAGUGCCACAUAGGCCGGGCCCGCCGGGGAGCCCUGGCCCGCCUCGCCCGUGCCCUGAGCACCCCCAAAGGCCAGACCUUGCCUCUGGGCUUCAUGGUCCACCUGCUGGCCCUGGAUGGGCCAGAAGAGGCACGGGAUCUGUGUCAGGCCCACGGACUGCCCUUGGAUGGACAGGAGAGAGUUGUGUUUCUCAGGGGUCGCUACACGGAGGAAGGGCUGCCACCUGCCGGGACCUGCAGAGUGUUGGUGGGGAGCAAGCUGGGGGGGCGCACCCUGGAGGAGGUGGUCAUGGCAGAGGAGGACGAGGGUGUGGAUGCACCGAAGGCCCCCGCGUGAGGAGCUGCACACUCUCCCAGACCCAGGCCUGGAUCCAAGCACUCAGGUUUCUUGGUUUUUCAUAAUUCCUACACAAUAAAAGGAAUUUGUUUUGUAGGGACAA